Molecule: messenger RNA, 1556 nt
Organism: Monopterus albus (swamp eel)
Lineage: Eukaryota; Metazoa; Chordata; Actinopteri; Synbranchiformes; Synbranchidae
Gene: aqp4
Product: aquaporin 4
Exons: 5
Coding region: 3-992 (329 amino acids)
Biological process (GO): water transport; transmembrane transport
Cellular component (GO): plasma membrane; basolateral plasma membrane
Molecular function (GO): water channel activity
Source: RefSeq, a predicted model, not a curated record
CAAUGUGUGGAUCAUGUUCGACAGACAAAACUGUUCUCUGCUCCGCUACUGCAAUCACACAGCCUGCUGCUGUUCAGAGGUGCCUGUCCUGGUGUAACUGUCAAAGCAUAAUGGUGGCAUGCAGAGGAAUCUGGACCAAGGAGUUCUGGAGGGCCGUAUCUGGAGAAUACUUGGCCACUCUCAUCUUUGUCCUUCUCAGUCUGGGCUCCACAAUCAACUGGCCUGCAGGAGAGGGGGAGAAGCCUCCCCCAGCUGAUGUAAUCCUUAUCUCAAUGUGCUUUGGCCUGAGUAUUGCCACAAUGGUGCAGUGUUUUGGCCACAUCAGUGGUGGACACAUUAACCCGGCUGUCACCGCAGCAAUGGUUGUAACUGGAAAGUUAAGCCUAGCAAAGGCAUUAUUCUAUGUGGUGGCUCAGUGCCUGGGAGCUGUUAGUGGAGCUGGGAUUCUCUGUCUAGUCACACCUACUCCUGUUAGAGGGACCCUCGGUGUGACCAUGGUCCAUGCCGACAUCUCAGUAGGACACGCUUUUCUUGUGGAGCUCCUUAUCACAUUUGAACUGGUCUUCACUGUCUUUGCCACCUGUGAUCCCAAACGUACAGAGCUACGGGGCUCGUGUGGCUUGGCCAUUGGCUUUGCUGUAGUGAUCGGUCACUUAUUUGCAAUUCCUUAUACAGGAGCCAGCAUGAACCCUGCUCGUUCCUUUGGGCCUGCAUUGAUCACACUUAACUUCGAGAACCACUGGGUGUACUGGGUGGGACCCAUUCUGGGGGGCAUCCUGGCUGCUGCUCUGUAUGAAUACCUGUACUGCCCUGACCCUGAGUUGAAGAAGAGGCUGAAGCAGAUCUUUCAAAAAGAGCCUUCAGGGAUAUACAAGGAGGUGGAGACAGAGGACAUUGCCACCAAGCCAGGCUCCAUCCACACCAUCAAUCUGGAGGGCACCGAGAAGAAAGAUCCUUUCCUGGAGCCAAUGGGAGAAGUGUCCUCUGCCUGACUGAAACAUGCACUGGAAAUGGAGACCAAUCUGUAGAGCCGAAAGACAAAUCAAACUUUGGAGAAUCUGUCUCUCUCCAAAGACUUUGUCCUCAAAGCAGAAUAUGAUUUCUGUCCAUGAGGCUUCAUAUCAGGGCUGAAUUACUCACCUCAUUGUCAUAAAGCUAAUAUAAUGCAGUCCAACAGACAUUUGCAGCCGGCUCAAUACUAAUCCCGAGGCCCUGAAUGAUUCUGUAGUGGUGCUGGCAUGUGGUGCACAUUGUACGCUGCAGAACAACAGCCCAUAUUGUGUUAAGGAAAUGUAUGCAGGGUCAACCAAUUAUGGUGGGUCAUUAUACUGAAUCGGAUGAAGUGAAGAAGAAAAUGCAGGCUUGUUAUUUUUGGAUUAGUGUCACAUUUGGUUCAUCCACUCUAUAUGUAAUAACUGGGAGGUUUCCCUUGUGAUCAUUAAGCACAUUACAGGGCCCAAGCAAUGUAAGACAGCUCUGACAACCUUUAUUAUCAGGUCCAGUACCAUGCCCUCUAUUUUCAGUGCAUCAGUCAUGUAACAGCUAUUUCAUCUUUA